AUGCAUGGCCGGGCAGUAAAUGGCAGCCAGUUGGGAAAGGAUUACAUCCAGCUGAAGAGCCUCUUGCAGCCCAUCCGGAUUUACUCCAGAGCCAACUUGUAUGGCCCUAAUAUUGGGCGGCCCCGGAAGAACGUCAUUGCCCUCCUAGAUGGAUUCAUGAAGGUAGCAGGAAGCACUGUGGAUGCAGUUACCUGGCAACAUUGCUACAUUGAUGGCCAAGUGGUCAAGGUGAUGGACUUCCUGAAAACUCGCCUGUUAGACACACUCUCUGACCAGAUUAGGAAAAUUCAGAAAGUGGUUAAUACAUACACUCCAGGAAAGAAGAUUUGGCUUGAAGGUGUGGUGACCACCUCAGCUGGAGGCACAAACAAUCUAUCAGAUUCCUAUGCUGCAGGAUUCUUAUGGCUGAACACUUUAGGAAUGCUGGCCAAUCAGGGCAUUGAUGUUGUGAUACGGCAUUCAUUUUUUGACCAUGGAUACAAUCACCUCGUGGACCAGAAUUUUAACCCUUUACCAGUAAGUGUGGGAUAA
Molecule: messenger RNA, 531 nt
Organism: Lemur catta (Ring-tailed lemur)
Lineage: Eukaryota; Metazoa; Chordata; Mammalia; Primates; Lemuridae
Gene: HPSE2
Product: heparanase 2 (inactive)
Exons: 5
Coding region: 1-531 (176 amino acids)
Cellular component (GO): extracellular matrix; membrane
Molecular function (GO): hydrolase activity, acting on glycosyl bonds
Source: RefSeq, a predicted model, not a curated record